AUGUCUGAGCAGUCAAAUACUGUUUGUGCACUCAAUAGUGGAGCGAAGAAAGAGAAACGUCGAGAAAGGAAAGCUUUAUCCGAAAGAAACAAUAAAUACAUUGACAAUGACCCGCUGUGCUUAAGAAUUCAAUGUACGUGUAAUCAUGGACAAAAAAGCAAUUUUAAAUGUAAACAAAUAUCGCAACAGGAUGUCGUUCGAAACCGUAAGAACUUUUAUUCAACAUCCAAAAAAGUUCACCAAGACGUGUACUUAUGUCGUCUCAUUAGUGCAUUUGAACCCCAACGUAGAGGCAAAGGCACACCACGGCCUUCUGGUAAAACAAAACUUCGAAAGUUAAGUACAUCAUUCUUCCUAUAUGGGAAAAAGAAAAUAAUGAAAAGGGUAUGCAAAUCAUUUUUCAUGGCAGUAUUUUCUAUCAAAAGGCAGAGGUUAUCAACUAUUAUGAAAUGUGUGAUGGAUGGCAAAGUUCCAAAGGAAGAAAGAGGAGGUGACAGGCGCUCAGCCAAAUCUCAUGAGAAAAAAGAACAUUUACGCAAUUUCCUCCGAAACCUUCCUUGCAGUGAAAGCCACUACAAUAGAGCGAAAAGCAAGAGGGUAUAUUUGGAUGCCGCUUUAAACAUGAAAAAAUUGAGAAUGUUUUACAAUAAUAGUGUACCAAAUGACCUGAAAGUCAAGAGAACAAUGUUUUACGAAGUGUUCACAUUUGAAUUUAACAUUGGAUUUCGUUCACCUGCAUCAGAUGCCUGCAGUUCCUGUAUACUAUUGAGUAAUAGUAUAAAAAACGAACAAGUUUCGACAAAAAAACAAGAACUUAUGACAAAACUUCGCAUCCAUAAAUUGCGAGCAAAUUUUUUCUAUAAACUUUUAAAGAAAAGGGUUGAUGAUAGUAUUACUAUUUGUUUUGAUCUCCAGCAGGUAUUUCCUCUACCUAGAACACCAAUUCAGGAGGCUUUUUAUUCCCGUCAGAUUAGUCUAUAUAAUUUAUGUGUGAUGGAUCUAUCAGAACAAAAUAAUUCUUGUCUGUAUAACUGGGAUGAAACGGAAUCUGGCAAGGGUGCUGUUUCAAUUGGAUCUGCAUUAUACUGCUUCUUGAAUACUCAAACAAUACCGGCUAAUGUGAAGUUAGUAGGACUUUUUUGUGAUGGCUGCGGAGGCCAAAAUAAAAACAGCCAUGUGUUGCAUAUGCUGCUAUUUUGGCUUCAAAAUAAGUACCCUACACAUGUUAAGGAAAUACAACUUUAUUUCCCAGUGCGAGGGCAUAGCUUCAUGCCAGUGGACCGUUUAUUUGGUAGAAUUGAGAAAGAUGUGAGAAAAAUACCAGUGAUUACUACAAGGCAAGAAUAUUUUGAAAUAUUUUCUAAACAUGGCAGAGUUUGCGAGCUUGGUAAGGAUUGGUGUCUGUAUAAUAUAAAAGGUUUAGAAACUAAUUACAAAAAACUUGUGGGCAUACAAUCCAUGAAAAAAAUUAUAAUCAAGAAGUGCAAAUCUUCUCAGGGCAGACAAUUGAACUGCGUAGUAAAAGCUUCACCAAACUAUAGGUUUGACUCCGGAGAACAGUUUAUAUCACUACUGAAAAGGGGCAGACGUCACCCCAGAAAUAUAGAACAAAUUCAGGAAGACCGGGGACUGAGUGCUGCAAAGAAAAAUGAUGUGACUAGUCUAUUAACAAAACAGUUCGGUGCAGAUUGGGAGAACCUUUCGGCAUUAGAAUGGUACAAACAAAUAUUAAGCUGUUCUAGAAACAUUGCAGAACAAAACGAAGAAAUAGAUGAUGAUGAAGCAUGUAUUUGUACUGAGAUGGAUACAGAAGACAUAAGAAUUUGA
Molecule: messenger RNA, 1827 nt
Organism: Parnassius apollo (apollo)
Lineage: Eukaryota; Metazoa; Arthropoda; Insecta; Lepidoptera; Papilionidae
Source: the annotation of a GenBank genome assembly